This is a messenger RNA of Vicia faba (fava bean), 552 nucleotides long. The record is from the annotation of a GenBank genome assembly. Lineage: Eukaryota; Viridiplantae; Streptophyta; Magnoliopsida; Fabales; Fabaceae.
AUGAUGGAACUCAAGAGUUCCCUAAAGAGCAAAGAAUUCAAUGUGAAAAUGAAACUCAUGAACAAACACAACACCACAAGAAUUCAACAAGACAAAACCUGUUGCUUCUUCACAUAUUACAAAUGGUUCCUUUGGCUUUGUCUUUCCCUUUAUUUCUUCACUUCUUAUCUCAUCACCAACGACCCACAAGACACAAGUUCCAAAUCCAACGUUGUUUCUCAUUCCUCUUCAACCCAAAACAAUCUAAGGUUGUUGAAAAAUCUAAAGGUGUUUAUUUACGAGCUACCCACAAAAUACAACAAAGAUUGGCUUAUGAAUGAGAGCACCGUGAACAGUUUCCCAGCGAUUGGACAUGCACGCGCUCUUAUCACCUCCGCCAUUAAAACUUUGUCACUACCACAACCGGCGCGACCCCGCUUCGCACACGGAUCCGAUGGAGGUAGUACGGGCCGGAGUUCAGUGGUGAAGACGGAUGGUGGUGAUGAGAGAGUCGCAGAUGAAGCAGAUUUGAAGGGCGCUGAUUCGGCGUGGACCGAGGGUUUGGUGCAGUAA